UUUGAUCCCAUCAGCCAGUGGAGCCGACAUAAUGUAUAACCUUACUUAGAGAUAAGGUGGAAAGCCUAAAUUGGAGACCCUGGCCAAAUGGCUCUUCUGGCCUCUUUCCCAGUGAUGACAGGCUGUCCUGCUGCCUCUGCACAUAGUAGGUACUCAUUGUUUGCUGAAUCAUGGGAAGGAAUACAGCUUUCCAAUUUGGUUACCAAAAACCCACAUAUAGUAAGUAUUCCCAAGAAACACUGCAGUCUAGAACAAUGGGGCAGGAAGCCACCUCCUCCUCCAAUGACCCCAACCCUGAGUCCAGCUGAAGGCUGCAACAGGAAGCCCCUCAGCCACUGUCCUUCCACUCCCUCUUCCCCACUGCCCCCAGGGGCUCCAGAUGCAGUCAUGCUUUCCAUCCGCUCCCAGCCUCUCUUCUCUUUCCAACCUCUAGAGGGUCCCAGGUGAAGAAAGAAAAAAGCACUUACAGAAGGAGGCAGGCAGCCAAGCUGAGCCCAGAGAGCCGUCCUGGGCGCCACCCCGCCCCCGCCCCGCAGGCCUGAGGAAUAAAAGAAACAGCCCGAAGACAAAGAAGGGCUUAAAGCACUGGGGCAAAGGGGUGGGGGGAAGGCCUAAGGAAGUUUACAAAGCAAUCUGUCAGAGAAGGGAUGAAAAGGGAGCCCCGCUGGGCUGAAGGGCUCAAGCCCUCAGCUCACCUUAGGCCCAGUUAGAAACCUGCAAUUACUUCAGCUAGUCAGAAAGACUCCCCUCCUCCUCGCUCCGAGAAGUGUGAUUAUUAACCUCUGAACCAGAAGUUUCCCUGAGCGUGAAGCCUCAACUUGCUGGGGUUUUGGCAGCCCCAAGUACCUAUGCUCUACUAGGCUCAGCACACCGCUCAAUGGAGCCCACCAAACUGGCCCAACCUCUGUUGCGUCUGAAUUUCUGGAAGAAACACAAUGAGGAUAAGGUCACCCACAGUUUCUCACAGCUAUUGAGCCACUUUGAUUUCCCAGAUUUUCUGGGCUAUCCAAUAUACCCACAAGCAGUUCUGGAAGUUUCCCUUACCACCAAAGCCAGGGUUCAUAAAAAGUAACGGCUAUCAUCCAAGAGCGCACGCUUUGGAGCGCUUUAAUCAUCUCACCCACGCCUCACAACAUCCUUAGGUAUGAUGGCCCUCAUUUUACAGAAAAGGAAAUGGGCCUGGAUUCAAUGACUUUCCAAAGGAUACACAGCCUGGAUUCCGAACCAGGUCUGUCUGACCUUGAGGCCCACGCUCUUUCCACUGGGGAUACCGCCUCUCAGGAAUCCUCCAGGAUUCCAUUUUAUAUGGUGCUCGGAUCAAUUUUAUUUUUACAGCCAGUCUAAUUUAGCAGUGGGGGGCUGUAUACUAACUUUAGUGAUAUCAAUGUUACUAAGUCUGGUAACCCACUACAAUCGGACCAGCCUCGGAUCGAUUUUAGAUGAGGUAGGAUGGUAUAAUUCUGUGACAUCUGAAGAAUUCCUAGCCCCACAGUUGCGGGUGGAAAGAGAAGGAAUGGGAAAGUGUGCAUUAUGGCUGGGUCGGGUCCUUCUAGUUCUUUUUAGACACUUGAGUAAUUUAAUCAUAAAUGACCGGGCAUUGGGAACAGGACACUCACUAAUAAAAGCAUGGCCUGGAGUUAUGUUUGAAAAAAAAUUUCAAGUUCCUCAGUGGGUGGAUCUAUCUGCAAAACAAAAGAAAGGCCCCUUUCCCAGCCCAGGCAGAGAAGUCUCCUGUACAGUUAGAGACAACAGGCUUCCGGGCACGUAGCCAAGGUUCUGGGGAUAUUUAUAACUUGAAGAGGGUGGGAGUCCCUAAUAAGCUGCUAUAUUCUUUUUCCAUCACUUCCCUCUCCAAGGCUACAGCGAGCUCGGAGCUCUUCCCCACGCAGAAUGCCUGCUUUCCUUAGUGCUGGACUUCCAUUGUCUAAUUUCCUCAUACUGGCUGGGGAAAGGGAAAGCUGCGAGUCCUCUCGUUCCGAGGAACUCCAGCUGAAUGCAGUUUAGUUGCUGGUGGUUUCUUGGCCAACCUCUGUGGUCUCAGGGAUCUGCCUAUGAGCCUGUGGUUUCUUUGAGCUGCCUGCGAGUCUGAGGCCUCGGGAAUCUGAGUCUUUAGGAUCAGCCUACGACAUCUGGGUUUCGCCUGCAAGUCUACAGAUUCGAGAUCUGCCUGCCGGUCUGAGACCUCCGGGACCUGCCAGUGCUAAAAUCUUUCUGAACGCCAGGUCUGAGAGAACGCUGCGGCUCUGGGAUCCGUUCGCGGUCUCAGGUUUUGGAGACGACGAUCUAGUGGAUCUUUUGCGCGACAGGAGCGCUGUCUGCUAGCUGCUUUUCCUGCUCUCUCUCCCUGGAGGCGAACCCUUGUGCUGGAGAUGGCAGCCACCCUGCUCAUGGCUGGGUCCCAGGCACCUGUGACGUUUGAAGAUAUGGCCAUGUAUCUCACCCGGGAAGAAUGGAGACCUCUGGACCCUGCACAAAGGGACCUUUACAGGGAUGUUAUGCAGGAGAAUUACGGAAAUGUUGUCUCACUAGAUUUUGAGAUCAGGAGUGAGAACGAGGUAAAUCCCAAGCAAGAGAUUAGUGAAGAUGUACAAUUUGGGACAUCUGAAAGACCUGCUGAGAACGCUGAGGAAAAUCCUGAAAGUGAAGAGGGCUUUGAAAGCGGAGAUAGGUCAGAAAGACAAUGGGGAGAUUUAACAGCAGAAGAGUGGGUAAGCUAUCCUCUCCAACAAGUCACCGACCUGCUUGUCCACAAAGAAGUCCACACAGGUAUCCGCUAUCAUAUAUGUUCUCAUUGUGGAAAGGCCUUCAGUCAGAUCUCAGACCUUAAUCGACAUCAGAAGACCCACACUGGAGACAGACCCUAUAAAUGUUAUGAAUGUGGAAAGGGCUUCAGUCGCAGCUCACACCUUAUUCAGCAUCAAAGAACACAUACUGGGGAGAGGCCUUAUGACUGUAACGAGUGUGGGAAAAGUUUUGGAAGAAGUUCUCACCUGAUUCAGCAUCAGACAAUCCACACUGGAGAGAAGCCUCACAAAUGCAAUGAGUGUGGAAAAAGUUUCUGCCGUCUCUCUCACCUAAUCCAACACCAAAGGACCCACAGUGGGGAGAAACCCUAUGAGUGUGAGGAGUGUGGGAAAAGCUUCAGCAGGAGCUCUCACCUAGCUCAGCACCAAAGGACCCACACGGGUGAGAAACCUUAUGAGUGUAACGAAUGUGGCCGAGGCUUCAGUGAGAGAUCCGAUCUCAUCAAACACUAUCGAGUCCACACGGGGGAGAGGCCCUACAAGUGUGAUGAGUGUGGGAAGAAUUUCAGUCAGAACUCCGACCUUGUGCGUCAUCGCAGAGCCCACACGGGAGAGAAGCCGUACCACUGUAAUGAAUGUGGGGAGAAUUUCAGCCGCAUCUCACACUUGGUUCAGCACCAGAGAACUCACACUGGAGAGAAGCCAUAUGAAUGCAAUGCUUGUGGGAAAAGCUUCAGCCGGAGCUCUCAUCUCAUCACACACCAGAAAAUUCACACUGGAGAGAAGCCUUAUGAGUGUAAUGAGUGUUGGCGAAGCUUUGGUGAAAGGUCAGAUCUAAUUAAGCAUCAGAGAACCCACACAGGGGAGAAGCCCUAUGAGUGUGUGCAGUGUGGAAAAGGUUUCACCCAGAGCUCCAACCUCAUCACACAUCAAAGAGUUCACACGGGAGAGAAGCCUUAUGAAUGUACUGAAUGUGAGAAGAGUUUCAGCAGGAGCUCAGCUCUUAUUAAACAUAAGAGAGUUCAUACAGACUAAGUCCUGUAAUUAUGAUGGCUGAGAAAUGAUUCAUUUGAAGAUACAAUUUUAUUUGAUAUCAAUGAACGCCCUCAAGACUGAGCUGCUUUUAUCAUACUCUUGUAGUAGUUGUGGGCCACAAUUUAAACCAUCAGAGAUGACAAGCCAUUUGAAAUUCUGACCCUCAGCUUUGGGAAUGUUAUCUCCUCCAAAAUGGUGAUUUUUAUUCACUCAAUGGGUUACUUCAUUAAAAUCAGCCCCACAAGUAACUGGAAAACGGAAGACCAGGGGACAAAUGCUGGUGAAUGCUCAGGCUUGGAAAUGGAGUAAAUCUUUCAAUGUUAUUUUCUCCCAUCCUUGGCCCAAGGAACUAUGCUAAGUGAAAUGUGGGACUGUAAUAGGGUGGUCAUGGCUGCUUUGGAAAAAGGCAACUAGAGACUCUGCCUGAAUUGCCACACCUAUUCACACACCAUAGUAGUUGGGCACACACAUCUUCCCCUCCAAAGGGCUUUUUCCUUGAGUUGCUCAUGCAUUUGUAUCUUUUCCAUCUUCCUGAGGGCAAGAUUUUGCACGAUGAAGGCAAUGAUUGUAACUUUUCUUCUCACUGUUUCUAAUUAGCUCAUUUAAAACUUGCAUCUUUGUGAAAGCUAACUGAAGAUACAGUUGGAAAGGAAAAACAAGACACAGGUUUGGGGACCAAGGACCCAUCAAUGAUGGUGACUUUAGCAGAAGAUGUCCACAGUUAUUACUGCCAUUAAUCAGAUUUAUGAAUUUUCUUUGGGGAUCACUAUAGGGAACAUUGCAGGGAAAAUAUCUUCAAGGAAAGAUAGGACCAUCAGUGACAGUUAAGUUUAAGGAGCAAGUGGAAUUGACUCCUUCAGGGAAGGAAUCACAGAGUCCCUUCCCAAGGAAUGUAGGUCGUUUCUGUGUUUUUCCCUCUCUAAUGUUUAAGAUCAACUCUUCCUAUCCUGCUAACUCUAAGAUUUGAUAAGGGCCACAUCCCAGUGUUUAUCUUAGCUUGCAUCAGGGCAUGUGUAUGUACAGUAAUGUGUAUUCCUGUGGUUUUUCUAAUAGCAGAAACUGAAUUUACAGAGACUUAGCAUGUUCUUGGGUGAUGUGAGUCGUGACGGAAGUGUAAACAUAACUCCAAUGUGAGAAAUGUCCUUUUUUCAUUAUGAAAAAAAUUUAAACACUAGUGCUUUAGUGUGCACUCUCCUGUAAGGUCUGUCUUUGUUCAGAGCUAAGCACUUAUUUGUAUGUGUUUGUCAAUUGUGGAAGAUAAUGACCAGACAAAUAGGUCAAUUGUCCUAUUCUCAGAAUGAAUUAUCUUCUAUGGCAAUGAAGAACUCUUUGACUUAGAAGGAAUUAACAAACCUUGGUAGGAAUGUAUUUCCAUCCUCCCACCCUACAGAUAUAAGUGGUUAAAAUAACAGUUCACCCAAUUUAAACCCAGUAGUGUCCGUUUUCCUAAUCUCAGUCCAGGUAGGAAUUAAGAAAUAUCUCAAAUGUUGAUGCUUAUCCAAGCAUGUUGGGGUGAAAGGGAAUUGGUGCCCAGAAAAUGGGACUGGAGUGAGGAAUAUCUUUUCUUUUGAGAGUACCCCCAGUUUAUUUCUACUGUGCUUUAUUGCUACUGUUCUUUAUUGUGAAUGUUGUAACAUUUAAAAAAUGUUUUUGCCAUAGUUUUUUGGGACUCGGUGUUAAAGGAGCCAGUGGUCUCUCUUGGGUAGGGUAUUAUAAUGAGUUAUUGUGACCCACAGCUGUGUGGGACCAUAUCACUUGUUAAUAACACAACCUUUAAAGCAACCCAUCUUCCAGUGGAGUUCCUUCAUGUUGCCACUCCUUUUUAAGGACACACUCAGGCAAGGAGCAUGUUUUUUUGUUCUUUACAAAAUCUAGCAGACUGUGGGUAUUCAUAUUUUAAUUGUCAGGUGACACAUGUUCUUGGUAACUAAACUCAAAUAUGUCUUUUCCCAUACAUGUUGCUGAUGAUUGUAAUAAAUGUCAAAGUUCUCCGGUUGCUUCUGUGAGCCACUACGGGGAUCAGCUUGGGAGUGGCCAUAGAUGACAGCAUUUCCAUGACCUAACUGUAUUUCACCCCCUUUUCCUUCCCUACUGUUCUUGCCCCACCCCAACCAGUUCCUGCUGCUGCUUUUGGCUUCUUAGAGGUGAAGGGCUCAAAACAAGGCUUCUAAGCAUGGAGCUAUCUCCGUACAUGAACAAUCUAGCUGGGGAACUGAAAGGACAAGGGCCACCCCAGCUGUCUCCUCUCUUUCUGCCAAUUGUUGCCCGUUUGCUGUGUUGAACUUUGUGUAGAACUUAUGCAUCAGACUCCCUUCACUAAUGCUUUUUGCAUGCCUUCUGCUCCCAAGUCCCUGGCUGCCUCUGCACAUCCCAUGAACACUUUGUGCCUGUUUUCUAUGGUUGUGGAGAGUGAAUGAACAAAUCAGUAUGUAGAACAGUUUUCCUCAUGGUAUUGGUCACAGUUAUACUAGUGUUUGUAUUAUUCUAACUAUAUUCUAUAAUUAAAAGUAUAAUUUUUAAAGUCA
Molecule: messenger RNA, 6304 nt
Organism: Cercocebus atys (sooty mangabey)
Lineage: Eukaryota; Metazoa; Chordata; Mammalia; Primates; Cercopithecidae
Gene: ZNF436
Product: zinc finger protein 436
Exons: 4
Coding region: 2370-3779 (469 amino acids)
Biological process (GO): central nervous system development; regulation of transcription by RNA polymerase II
Cellular component (GO): nucleus
Molecular function (GO): DNA-binding transcription factor activity, RNA polymerase II-specific; RNA polymerase II cis-regulatory region sequence-specific DNA binding
Source: RefSeq, a predicted model, not a curated record